Messenger RNA from Phacochoerus africanus (Common warthog), 1319 nucleotides. Its product is annotated as pregnancy-associated glycoprotein 2-like. Lineage: Eukaryota; Metazoa; Chordata; Mammalia; Artiodactyla; Suidae. Bases 1 to 1167 code for a protein of 388 amino acids. Gene Ontology annotation, molecular function: aspartic-type endopeptidase activity. The transcript is spliced from 9 exons. The record is from RefSeq and is a predicted model, not a curated record. Gene Ontology annotation, biological process: proteolysis.
AUGAAGUGGCUUGUGAUCCUCGGGCUGGUGGCCCUCUCAGAGUGCUUAGUCAUGAUCCCUCUAAGGAAGGUCAAGUCCACCCGAGAAAACCUCAGGGAAAAAGGCUUGCUGAAAAAUUUCCUGGAAGAACAUCCUCAUGACCUGAUCCAGAACCGCCCGACCGAAGAUUCUGCCCCUCAGAAGAAUAUCUCUCAACAACCCCUGAGAAACCACUUGGAUAUGAUCUACGUGGGCAACAUCACCAUCGGAACACCCCCCCAGCAGUUCAGCGUGGUCUUUGACACGGGCGCAUCUGACACAUGGGUGCCCUCCAUCUACUGCCAAAGCAUGGCCUGUGUUAUACACAAUAUCUUGGACCCUUUUCAAUCCACCACCUUCAAGUUCUCAGGCAAAAUCUUCAGCCUGCCAUACGGUGCUGGGACAGUGACAGGAUUCAUUGGCUAUGACACCAUUCGGGUGGGGGACCUUAUCAUCAAGAACCAGGCAUUUGGCAUCAGCCUGGCAGAGGAUGACAUGGUCUUUGAAAAUGCAGUCUUUGAUGGUGUCCUGGGCCUGGGCUAUCCCAGCCUCGCCCUGGAAGGGACCACCCCCAUCUUCGACACCAUAAUGAAUCAAAGCCUCAUUUCUGAGCCUGUCUUUGCCUUCUACUUGAGCACCGAAACAGAGGUAGGCAGCGUGGUGAUGUUUGGCGGCGUGCUCGACUGUUACUACAAAGGAGACCUCAAGUGGGUGCCCCUGUCGCAAACCCACUACUGGCAGAUACCCUUGGACAGGAUCACCAUCAAACCGAAGUUUGUUGCUUGUAAGCGCCGUUGUCAGGCCAUCCUGGAUACCGGGACCUCAUCGCUGAUGGGCCCAAGGAGACAAGUCUACAACAUCCAUAAGCUCAUCCCUGGCUAUUACCUCCAGGACCUGUAUGUGAUCCACUGUAAUGCCAGCAGCACCCUCCCUGACAUCGUCUUCACCAUUAAGGGCAUCGACUACCCAGUGCCAGCUCAAGCCUAUGUCCAAAAGACUCUUGGAGGCAUCUGCCUGAGUGCCUUUAAAGGAAUCAAAGGCAAGCCCACAGGCAACCCAAUUUGGAUCUUGGGUGACGUCUUCUUAAGGCUGUACUUCACCGUUUUUGAUCGAGGACAGAACAGGAUUGGCCUGGCUCCCGCUGUAUAAAUGCUGGGGCUGCUUCCAGAAACAAUCAGGCCCAACCCCCAAACACACAUUCCCUCACACCUAGGGCAUUCUCGCCCAGGGAGUGUGGCUUGAACAGGCUUUGGUGCGUGGCAAAGCCCUGUUCUCAGUGAAGAAUAAAGGAUUGCCUUUGC